GCCUCACUGUGUCCCUUCUGUCGCCAUAUUCUCCAUGCAGAUCUCCAGCAAGCAGCACGAAACUUCAACACCCCCUAAAAAAUCCGGGCUAUAGUAAGGGGAGCACCUUCCAGGAGCUGCAGGGCAAGAUGACUAACGUGUCCUAUCACAUCUCUAACCUCCUGGAGAAGAUGACAUCCACUGACAAAGAUUUUAGAUUUAUGGCCACCAAUGACCUGAUGAUGGAACUGCAGAAGGAUUCCAUAAAGCUGGAUGAAGACAGUGAGAAGAAAGUUGUGAAAAUGCUUUUAAAAUUGCUUGAGGACAAAAACGGGGAGGUGCAGAACUUGGCUGUCAAGUGGGUACACACUUCACAGUUAAUUGAACUAAAUAAACGGUUUUUUUUUUUUUUUUCCUUUUCGUCUUGCUUUCUAAAACUGCAGGUUCCAAACAUAAUCAAGGCCUUGCACAAGCAGCUCAAAGAGAAAAGCAUCAAAUCGAGGCAAGGGUGCUUCAGUCUCCUUACGGAACUGGCCAAUGUUCUUCCUGGCUGCCUGGCAGAUCACAUCUCUGCGUUAAUGCCUGGUAUUAUUUUCUCCUUGGCUGAUAAAUCCAGCUCCUCCAACAUGAGGAUUGAUACACUGUCUUUCCUUCAUGUUCUUCUCUGCAACCACCAGCCAGAAGUAUUUCAUCCCCAUAUUAAGGCACUGCUACCUCCAGUUGUGACCUGUAUUGGAGACCCCUUUUAUAAGAUCACAUCCGAAGCUUUGCUGGUCACUCAGCAGCUUGUGAAAGUUAUUCGGCCCUUGGACAAAUCUUGUGCAUUUGAUGCCAAGCCCUAUGUGAAAGACCUUUUUUCUGGUACUCUAAAGAGACUGAAAGCUGCUGAUAUCGAUCAGGAGGUGAAAGAACGGGCUAUCUCUUGCAUGGGACAGAUCGUCUGCAAUCUUGGAGACCAUUUAAGUGGUGAUCUCCCGCCAACCUUGAAGAUUUUUCUAGAAAGGCUCAAAAAUGAAAUAACCAGACUAACAACAGUCAAAGCAUUAACCUUAAUUGCUAGUUCUUCACUGAAGAUAGACUUAAGACCUAUACUAGGGGAAGGAUUCCCCAUUCUAGCUUCCUUCUUGAGAAAGAAUCAACGUGCCUUGAAACUGAGUACUCUGACAGCUCUGGACAUAUUAAUUAAGAACUACAGCGAUAGCCUCAAGCCUGCCAUGGUUGAGUCUGUGCUGACAGAGCUUCCUGCUUUAAUUAGUGAGAAUGAUUUGCAUGUUUCUCAGGUGGCUAUCGUGUUCCUUACUACCUUAGCUAAGGUUUAUCCAUCUGCCUUAUCCAAGAUAAGUGGUUCAGUUCUUUCUGAACUCUUUCAGCUUGUCCACUCCCCUUUGCUACAAGGAGGAGCACUGAAUGCCAUCAUAGACUUCUUUCAAGCUUUGGUUAUAACAAAGACAGCCAACAUGGGUUAUGCAGAGCUGAUGAAACAGCUAACAAGCCCCAUAUAUGCAAGUCCUGGUGGGGCGUCUGUGACUUUACAUAAACAAGCCUAUUAUUCUGUCGCAAAGUGUGUGGCAGCCCUUUCAUCAGCAUGUCCAAAAGAAGCCACCAGGGUAGCGAGCCAGUUUAUUCAAGAUGUGAAGAACCCCAAGUCCAGUGCUGCUGUUAAAAUGCUAGCCUUCCUUUCGCUGGCAGAGAUGGGUCGCACCAUGAACCUAAGUGCUCAGAAGGAGCUCAAAACCGUAAUACUGGAAGCAUUUGCUUCUCCCAGCGAAGAGGUGAAAUCAGCAGCUUCCUAUGCUCUGGGGAACAUCAGUGCUGGAAAUCUUAAGGAAUAUCUUCCCUUUAUGCUGAAGGAAAUUGGAAGCCAGCCCAAGAGACAAUACUUGCUACUCCAUUCUCUAAAAGAAGUCAUCAGCUCCUCCCCAGCAGAUGGCCUCAAACCUUAUGUGGAAGAUAUUUGGGCUCUGCUUUUCAACCAUUGCGAGUGCACAGAGGAGGGGACACGAAAUGUGGUUGCCGAAUGCUUGGGGAAACUGGCCCUAGUGAAUCCAUCCCAGCUGCUGCCCAGGCUGAAAAAGCAGCUGUCAUCAGGUUCCCCGCAUGCACGAAGUACUGUAGUAACUGCAAUCAAAUUCACAAUUUCAGAUCAGCCACAGCCUAUUGACUUACUUCUUAAAGGUUGCAUAGGUGACUUCUUAAAGACUCUUCAGGAUCCUGACUUGAAUGUUCGACGUGUUGCUUUAGCCAUGUUUAAUUCUGCUGCUCACAAUAAGCCUUCUUUAAUCCGAGACAUGCUAAACACUGUCCUACCCCACUUAUACAAUGAAACUAAGAUCAGAAGGGAAUUGAUACGGGAGGUAGAAAUGGGACCGUUCAAGCACACAGUGGAUGAUGGCCUUGAUGUGAGGAAAGCUGCCUUUGAAUGCAUGUACUCACUGUUGGAAAGCUGCCUUGACCGACUGGACAUCUAUGAAUACUUGAACCACGUGGAGGAUGGACUUAAGGAUCAUUAUGACAUUAGGAUGUUGACUUUCAUCAUGCUGGCUCGACUCUCCACACUGUGUCCUAAUGCAGUUCUACAAAGGCUAGAGCGAUUGAUUGAACCCCUGCAGGCAACCUGCUCUACUAAGGUAAAAGCUGGUUCAGUGAAACAGGAAUUUGAAAAGCAGGAUGAACUGAAACGGUCAGCAAUGAGGGCGGUAGCUGCUCUACUAACCAUCCCUGAAGUAGAGAAAAGUCCAGUGAUGGCUGAAUUUUCUUCUCAAAUCAGAGCCAAUCCUGAAAUGGCUUCACUCUAUGAAAGCAUUCAGAAGGAUUCAGCUUCAUUACCUACCACAGAAUCAAUGGACAUGAAUUAAAGUCCUCUCUAUCCUUCCCCCAUUACCCUCCUCCCCCCACAACACGUAAGUGAAAUAGAUGCUGCAUAGGCAGGUAGAAGACUGUCUCAAAGCUAGCCUCAGCUUAAAAAAAAGUUUGCUGUUUAAGAAAAUGACCGCUAGUUCAGCUAUGUGAGUCAGACUUCUGAUUAAAUAAGUUGGCAAUAAGACGAAGGUUAAAAGGGCUGUAUGCUGCAGAGGGAGUGAAAAACAAGUAUAUUAAAUUAUUCAGCAUGUUAUUAAAGGGCUUAAGUGAGGCCAUCUGAAUUUACUAUUACAAUUCAAUACUGAAAAAUAGAAACUGUCUCUUGGACGUUCCCACUUUUGUAGCAUUUCUUGCACUGCCAUUUUGAAUAAGGACAGUAGUUUAAAGGCAACUCAGUUUUCAUUUUUGCCAUUACACAUGCAUUUCUAUCCAAACUAACUUGUCUGCAGAAGGUCUUUCUAUCCUUUUCACUAGACUACACUAAAAUUAAGAGCAAAUGUCCUGAAACUCCGAACCAGUUAAGUGGCAGUACCCCAGCUGUUUUCAAAAUUAAGACGCCCCCCCCCCCCUAAGAUAUUAGCUAAUGUUUAGUAUAAACUGCACUUGAGCAGAAUUUCUUUCAAGCUCUACUGGUUUUCAGUGUAGCUAAAUUCACAAUUUUAUUGAUAUUCUAGUAAUUUUUAUAACAGCAAAAGGCAAAGCUCACUUGAUUUUUCAUUCUCAAGAAGUUUGACUGUACAAAGUAACUAAAAUCAAGUGUCUUCCAAAAUAGAAUGGCAUCUGUUUUAAAUUAUGAUUUUAAUCUUUCCCAAAAAGUAUUUCUUUAAUCUUUUUAUAUAUGCAGCAGUCUUUUCCUGUAUUAAGUUGCCAGCAGUGUUCCACUGGGUAACUAUAGACUCUUGGUUGUGACUGUCAGACACCAAAGCAUUGAUGUAUUCCAAACUGUAGUCAUUAGAACUAAAGAAAUACAGCUGUAGAAGAGACCUGCCUUCAGUAUUCGGAUAUCAAAUAUCUAGUAAAAUAGUAUAAGGCAACUACUAAGUUGCAUGAAUGUAAAUUAGCUCUUUUGCACACCAUGCAAGAACUUGUCAAUAGUUGUCUUGCUCAAAUCCUGCCCUCCACAGGGAAAAUUCUGUGACAAGAAUGACAGAUGGAAUAAUGGUAAACCAGAGAAUGAAGCCAUAACACUUAUUACAAAUCCAUGUCUGUAAGCUUUCAUUUCAGGUUGUUUCCUGUUUUUGACUGAGUGGUUAGUGUGAAACAUUUUAACGGUCCUAUUUAUAGUGCAAAGUGUGAGACCUUUCCAUUUGGUAUGAGUGGCAUCUUAGGAAAAUAAAGAUGUAUUUUUGAAGCUGUAUCUGCUCCAAUAUUUAAUAGAAGUAAAACACAUUUGGUUAACCACA
Molecule: messenger RNA, 4241 nt
Organism: Trachemys scripta elegans
Lineage: Eukaryota; Metazoa; Chordata; Testudines; Emydidae
Product: cullin-associated NEDD8-dissociated protein 1-like
Exons: 10
Coding region: 129-2834 (901 amino acids)
Biological process (GO): SCF complex assembly; protein ubiquitination
Cellular component (GO): nucleus
Source: RefSeq, a predicted model, not a curated record